Molecule: messenger RNA, 1147 nt
Organism: Exophiala xenobiotica
Lineage: Eukaryota; Fungi; Ascomycota; Eurotiomycetes; Chaetothyriales; Herpotrichiellaceae
Exons: 1
Coding region: 81-908 (275 amino acids)
Source: RefSeq, a predicted model, not a curated record
GCGCCCAACAAAGUCUACACUUCCCAUCAACCGCAACCAUGGCUAUCACGAUGUAGCCACGCACCUCUUCGAUUCUGGACAUGUCCCAGCCCCGUCAAGUUCCCACGCACUCAUCAUCGCCGUCAAAGUCCUCCUUACGGCGUACCAGCGGUCCCCAGACACGCAGCCUUCUACCAUCUCCGCACUUCGAAGACGACCCCAUCGUAGCCUCGCAUCAGUCUCCUCGUCAGCCUCCAUCCAUCGAGUACUCCGAGCAUGCCGUGGUCGAGGGCGGUGAUGAAUCAGAGCACUGUGCGACCCAGGCAGAGGCGGAGGCGGAAGCAAUUACAAUAACAUCGUUUCAACCUUUCUUCACUUUGAUCGAGGACAGCGUGACCAACGAACACCAUCAUCCCACAGUCCACUAUAUCUUUGCUGACGAUGACUCGGACAUCAUCGCGGAAGCGGCAUGUCGAAGUCUGGAAGCCCUAGACCCGUCACAGCGUGCGAGCGGGCAGCAUCACGAGGACCCACGACUUCCACCACCGAUUGCCGGUGGAAGGGAACACUAUCUCGUUCUCGAUGUGCAUCCGCGAUUCCAGGCACAAGCACAAGAUUCGGGACCUACAGCUCCUACCUAUGAAGUGGUAUCCGCACAAAGUUUCAGUUCAGACUGGCAAGUCCUGCGGUCGAGUAUCACCACCGCGCCGACAAUUGGAGAAGGCGAGGACGACGCACUCAUGCUACGCAUCGAGGGGAGGGGAAAUACACCAGGCGGUGUCCCUGCAACUGCUGAGAAGGAGAGCAUGGAAGAGAUGAUUGAGCGAUUCCAACGAAGGCUCGAGGAUAUCAGGCAAGUGAUGGAAGCAACCCCGACCGGGGAAGGUCAGGCUGGUGGUGCAGGAACAGGGACUGGCGUAGACGAUUAGUAUUCGGUGAACGCGCCUGGAGGAUUGCUGCCACUUUACGAAACGUUUCCCUACUUAUACCCCUUGAGAUUGUGUACCGAGGACAGGCAGGCAGAGGGAGUUCUUGAAUGUAGAGUACGGCGGACAACCAUCUAGUAUAGCGAUCCGCCAGCCCGCGGGAUCUACACAUUGCCAACAAGAAGAGAACUAGUUGCAACCCCAAUGUUUUCGAAAUCGCCCUCAUUCAUGCAUUCUUGCCA